Molecule: messenger RNA, 1425 nt
Organism: Cajanus cajan (pigeon pea)
Lineage: Eukaryota; Viridiplantae; Streptophyta; Magnoliopsida; Fabales; Fabaceae
Source: RefSeq, a predicted model, not a curated record
AUGGCGAGGGGCAGCACUUCCAACAACGACCCACAACACCCUACCAUGGAGGAGAUGAUGGCAUUGAUCAAUGGCUUGAGAGAGGAGAAUACACGAUCCAGGGAGAGGGAGGAGGCUAUUCAACGAGAAAACGAAGAGAUCAGACGACGAGCUGAUGAGAUGCAGGCCAUGAUAGCAGCCAAUACCAAAAUGACAGAGGAAGAUGUCAUGAUGGAAGUCCCCAGGGAUUUCAGACCUUUCUCGGAGGCUAUAGAGGCCGAGACCAUCCCAAGGGACCACCGAGUCCCCCAGGUGGAACCCUUUGAUGGAACCCAGGAUCCUAGUCAACACUUGAAGGAUUUCCGAGCUCAAAUGCUGAUUUGCGGAGGGAGUAUGGGAAUCCGUUGCAAGCUGUUCAUGGGCACGCUAAAAAAGGCGGCCCUUGAUUGGUUUAGCGGUCUUCCCGACCGAUCAAUCACCGACUUCGAUGUUUUUAGUCAGCUUUUCAUGGCACAGUUUGCAGCCAACAAAAAGAAAUCGCCGAUCAAGUCAGACUUGUUUGAUCUUAAACAGAAACGUGAGGAGUCGUUGAAAAACUUCUUGCAAAGGUUCAAUGAGGUGGCCUUGAGGAUAGCAUCUUUGGAUGAAAGGAUGGCGGUCAUCGCCUUUCAAAAAGGUCUAAGAUCGUGUGCGUUCAACGUCGCGCUGGAGAGAGCAAAUUGCCAAACGAUGUCAGAGGUGAGAGCUUUCGCCUUAAGUCAUAUAAAGACGGAGGAAGGGCAAAUCAAUGAAAGAGCACCAGAAAAUCGAGAAGCUGGGGUCGGAAAUAAGGAGGAUAAUAAGCACCUUCGGCCAUACUCGGAUUGGAGUAAGCUACGUGAUCGUUACAACAUGAAGGAGGGCAAUCACCGACAGGCGGAUUAUGGUGGUCGGAAAAGAGACGAGUGGGCCCGAAACAAUGAGGAAGAAAAGUUUACGCCGCUCAAUGUUCCUUGGAGACAGAUACUUCAUGACGUCAAUAGUGCAUCACUAUUUGAGUUUCCAGUGACGACGGAGUGUCAGUUGGGUCUUUUCAAGACUGAUUGGUGCGAGUUUCACAGGACCCAUGGACAUACCACUGAGAAUUGUUUUGUCUUAGGGAGACAGAUUGAAUGUCUAAUCAAGGAAGGACGAUUGAAAAAGUUUGUUGCGAGAAAACACGAGGAAGGCUCGUCGAAAAGGCGACACAGACAUGUAGAGGAUGGUGCAAGGAGAGACAAACACAAAGAAAGGUCUCCCCCAGAGACCCCCAACAAAGGUGUCAGAGAUCCAUCAGCAGCCUAUUCAUGGGGACUUCAAUACCGUCACAGGGGGAUUUGCGGGAAGAGGCGUUAUCUCAACUGCUCGGAAGAGGUACACUCGUAUAGUGCUGACCGUAUCGAAACUUCGCCGACCUCCUCAACCUGA